Messenger RNA from Rubroshorea leprosula, 1100 nucleotides. The record is from the annotation of a GenBank genome assembly. Lineage: Eukaryota; Viridiplantae; Streptophyta; Magnoliopsida; Malvales; Dipterocarpaceae.
AGAUCUGGGUUUUCCUACUCAUUCUCUACCAACCUUCCUCCUUCCUUUCCUUGCUCAUCCUUCUUCUUUAUUCUUCUUAUUCUUUUUCUAUCUCUCUUCUCCCUUCUUCUUACUCUCCAAAUCUGGGUUUUUCUCAAACCCAGAUCUGGGUUUUUGUAGAGCUAUAACUUUUGUAGGUAGCAGUGAAUUGAUCUACAACGGAUUCGAGAUCAGGCGAGGGAAGGCAGUGGCAAAUGCCGAUAACGGCGAGGAUCUUCCGAUUGGACUGAAAUCCUUCAAUGGUUUUCUUUUCAAUAGAAAAAAAAAAUACUUGAUCUUUUCUUCUCUACCCUUCACUCGUUUAUCUUUGAAUUUUUUUAGUUUCUUUAGCUGCUUCUUCUUCUUGUCGUUGUAUAAAAAAAUCCAAGAAAUCUCGGUUUCUUUGAUACCCAUCUCACCAAACAUGAUUCGUCAAACUUUGAUGAGAUUGACGCCGGUGAACGAGCAGACAUAGCCACUUCUAUUCGCGGACGACAGUACUAAGUCAUCGAUAUCAUCGUUGAGGGCGACAAAAGGGAGGAGGUUUGCAGAUGUGGUGGGUGCAGAGACGGCAGAGUGCGCGGCGUGUUUGCUAUUGUUGUUCGUGCACGAUGAUGGAGCUACUGGUGCUGGGGUUCUACAAGGUACCCACGGGGUUGUGCAAGAAGGUGUGGAAGAAGAGGAAACAUCGACAAAUCUUGAAGAUGAAGAAACAGGGGGUGAUGGGGGAGGAAAUAAGAAGGAGCUGGAUGCAAAGGCGGAUCAGGUGGCAACGAAGAUCCAAGAAAUGUAGAGUUUGUCUCAAGCCCCGACUGGGUUUGUUUUGAUGAAGAAGCGGCAACAGUCGAAGCAGCAAUAGCAGCAGCUAAAACUGAUGAGUGGAAGAAAGCAUGGAGGCUCAUGAAAAAAACCAAAGUAAUCUCCACUUAAUGAGUUUCCAUCAUUGGGCAAAUCUGUGUUUGUUUUGGAGAGGAAGAAAAAUCAAUAAGAGAGAGAAAAGAAUAAAAAAAGGAGAUGAAGUUCAUAUUUUUUGUCUUUAGUUUUGAAAAAUUAUGAAAUAAUAAUAAAAAAUGUUAAAUUUU